AUGUCAUCUACACAAGGACGGGCCUAUGUACAGUCAACAACUCAAUCCUCUGCACAGGUCCGAUGUAAGCUCUGUCAGAGAUCAUUUUCUGCUCGUAGCAUCAAGUCACACGAGGGGAGCUGUUCACGCAAGCGGGAGAAGAAACGGCGCGACAAGGAGUUUGCUGAUAUUGCAGCUCAGGUAGUUGAGGCCCAAAGGAAAGAACAUCGAAAGGAUAAACGACACCUCCGAAAUGGACACAAGGUAGCUGUGGCUGACACUACUGGACCUUCACAGCCAGUGGAUGAUCAGCAUGCCAAUUAUGACAUAGAAAAUGUCGAAGGUGCCGACGACAACGCGUUUGGUGACGUGGAGGAUGGUGUUAUGAGCAUUGGGGGGGAUUCCUGUCUACGAUCGGGCUCAGACACAAGCAUGUUGACAAGCAGGUCUGCGGUAGCAACUGCAGUCCCUAUCGCUUGUGAUACAUUCAAAACUGAAUAUCACCUAAACAGUGGACGUGCCCCUGCCAUUGAGACCUUUUCCACCUUUGGACACCCUGUUGAGGCAGAGGCCAGUUCCACGCCCAUCGUCGACAACACACCUUGGCAACCCUUUACAUGCCGCGCAGAUUUCGAAUUCGCAGAACUUGCCCACCAAGCGGCACUCAAUAAGGAUCAAACCGACAAAAUGCUGCAGUUGAUAUGGCAGAUUGCUGAGGGACAAGCGAAGUUUAUGUUCAGAUCUCACACUGAAGUGUCGAAGGCCUGGGAUCGAGCAGCCACUCAAAUGACGACUUUCGAGAAGCACGUCAUCUCCGUCCCUUACAAGAAGGAGGAAAUCGAAUUCGACGUACAUACACGGCCGCUGUGGGAUUGGGCUAUGGACUUGUUGCAAGAUCCCCUGUUGGCACCGCACUUCGUUUGGGACGCGCAACGUUUGUACAAGCACGAUGGUACUGACUUUAAACGGUUUAUUCACGAGCCUUGGACCGCAGAUCGGUGGUGGCGAAUUCAAUCAUCGUUGCCGAACAACGGUGUUCCAUUCGCCUUCAUCCUCUACGCCGACAAAACACAUCUCACUUCAUCUGGGCACGUGAAGGCAUACCCAGUGAUAGCUCGUUGCGCAAAUCUUCCCGUUCACAUAAGAAACAGUGACGGAAUUGGAGGAGGUCGUGUGGUGGGCUGGCUGCCGAUUGUUCCUACAGAUUCCAAUGAAGAUGGAAAACUCAAUUACACGAACAUGAAACGCGUUGUCUGGCAUAAGGCGUUCAUCAAGUUGUUGGAAUCCAUCAUCCUGUACUCCAAAACAGGCUUUGCGCACAGAUGCUUUGACGCCAUCAUGCGAUGGCUAUACCCACUAAUCCUACUUCUGUCCGCAGAUUAUGAAGAACAAUGCGUGAUGGCAUUAAUUCGCGGGCUACAUUCAAAUUGUCCCUGCCCUGUCUGUUGUAUUCCCUCGACGAAACUUUCUGACCUCAACGCAACAUAUCCUACUCGAACUGUCGAAGACGCAAAAGCUUUUUUAGAGCUGUAUUUGAGGGACCGCAUUGCUGGGGCAGAAGUCCUGAAGGUGCAUGGUUUACGCCCCAUUGCGAAUGCGCUCUGGGAAGUCAACAACUCCGAUCCUCAUGAGACGCUCUCAUUCGAUCCCUUACAUGUCAAUGACAUUGGUAACUGGGGCAACCACCUUUUCGGGGAGCUCAAAGUCUGUGCAAAGGCACUUGGUCGUGAGGCCGAGGCGAAAAUCGAUAAACAGUUCGAAGCGUUUCCAAGAUGGCGUGACUUGAAUCAUUUCAAGUCCGUCAUGACAAUAUCAUUUAGCGAUGGCAACAAACUCAGAGAUAUUGCGAAGCAAAUGCUGUACUCAGCACAAAAUGUGUUGAAGCGCAGUGAAGAUCCUGUUGGCUAUGCCCUAAUGCAGUGUAUAGGUAGCUACCUGCGACUGACUAUGUACAUAGCGCUCGAUGUGCAUACCGAAGCAACACUCACUGCUGGCGAAGCAGAGCUUCGAGUAUUCGGGACAUGCUUACAUGCAUAUAUCGACAUCCAGGGCGAAGAUUUGACGAAGAACUGGAAUUUCCCUAAGGUGCAUGCUCUGACACAUGCUUUCCCCGACAUUCGUGCGAAAGGAGCGGUCCGCAACUUCAGUACUCGACCGAACGAGAAACAACAUGGACCAUUGAAGCGAGCAUAUUUACGCCAAACAAACCGCAAGGAUGUUGCCAAUCAGGUGCACAAUUGUCCCUUAAUUAAAACUGCCCGCAACACCAACACCAACACACAGGUCCUCAAGCUUGAUCACAUCAGUCUGGUCUCCGAACUAAUCUGCAGUCGUAUUUCCUACCUCGAUGAAGAUCGGCACAAACGCACAAUGUCACAGGGACAACUUGAAGACGAGGAUACACUAGACGAUCAACCAUUCGCAGGCCAUCUUCAUAUUGGCGCUCCUCAAGUUCCUGUCACUCUCGCUGCAGUGGAGGAAGGCAACACAUCUAACCGUGCCUUCCAGGAUUUCCGAAAGAAAUUCACCAAGUUUCUCAACACUUUCGUUGCAUCAAACGAUAUUCCUUUGGCCGAUGGUGUUACAUGGUUGCGGCCUACAGCUAACGACAAGCUCCAAGAACAUCGCUACCUCAAAGUAAACUAUGAGUCUAUUGUCGACUGGAAACUGACUACUGACUACCUCCGAUGUAAUCUGAACUUCCAUGGGUGCGAACGUCGUGAUUGUGCCUUGAUCCGCACUCUAGACAAGGAUGGGAUCGACAAGUGCAUCUUUGUUCGGCUAUUGUUCAUGUUCAAGUUCACGGUCAGCAAUCACACUUUCGAACUCGCAUUAGUCCUACCCAUGGAUGCUCCCACUGGUUCCAGAGGUGGUGUGGAUCGUGAUCUGGGGCUGACUCGCCUUCGCACACGACCUCUAGCCUCCUCGGAAUUUAUUUCUCUGCAGUCUAUCGUUCGCGGCGCCUUACUUGUGCCAGAUCAUGAUCAUGAUCGUGAUUUCUUUCUUGUCGAUCUCGUUGACACGGACAUGUUCCUCCGUGCGAAACUUUUGAGGUCCUUCUAG
Suillus fuscotomentosus is the source of this 3042-nucleotide messenger RNA. RefSeq lists its product as uncharacterized. The record is from RefSeq and is a predicted model, not a curated record. NCBI's taxonomy places the organism in Eukaryota, Fungi, Basidiomycota, Agaricomycetes, Boletales, Suillaceae. Bases 1 to 3042 code for a protein of 1013 amino acids. The transcript is spliced from 12 exons.